Sinocyclocheilus anshuiensis is the source of this 821-nucleotide messenger RNA. Its product is annotated as perlwapin-like. The coding region runs from base 184 to 684 and encodes 166 amino acids. Gene Ontology annotation, biological process: antibacterial humoral response; innate immune response. Gene Ontology annotation, cellular component: extracellular region. The record is from RefSeq and is a predicted model, not a curated record. The transcript has 4 exons. Lineage: Eukaryota; Metazoa; Chordata; Actinopteri; Cypriniformes; Cyprinidae. Gene Ontology annotation, molecular function: serine-type endopeptidase inhibitor activity.
AUUUACUGUUCCCUUUUUACAGACCCGAUGGUAAAACUAUUCUGAAGUAAUAAGCAGAGCCGUCGCGGGGUUCAGUAGAUGAUUUUUUUCUUCUUCUCAUUUUCGCGCAAGGAUCUCGAAGCUCCGCUCCUCCUGACUCUCUGACUUUUCCAGCAGUUCAUUGUGUGACUGCAGCUCGAGAGGAUGACGGCUCGCGUGUGUUGUUUGGGGAGUGUGCUGUUAUUGUGUCUGUCUGGAUGCUUGAGCACAACAGACGCGGCUUCAGGACCAAACUGCACAGAGGUGGCUCACUGUCCGGCGAAGCUGACGGUCGUGCCGUCCAGUCGGGGAUGUGUUUCUGAUAAAGACUGCUCUGGAGGACACAAAUGCUGUGUCUUUGACUGCGGGGCUGUGUGUGUGCCGCCUGCUUUCACAAAGCCAGGAGUGUGUCCACGCAGAAAAUUUGGAGCAGGAAUGUGUGCCGAGUUCUGUGUCAAUGACAGUGACUGUCCGAACAAUGAGAAAUGCUGCAGCAAUGGAUGUGGACAUGAAUGCAUGGCUCCAUAUACAGUGAAGCCUGGUCGAUGUGCUCUACCGAAGGGGACUCCAAUGUGUGCAGAAUACUGUUACCAUGAUGGCCAGUGCCCUGCUGAACAGAAAUGUUGCCCAACCACCUGCGGUCAUGCAUGCAGUGAACCGUGCUGAUUUAACCUUAGGAGGAAAGAGUCAAUGGAAGAUUGAUUUUGCAUAAUCAUACAUACUUGAGUUUUUUGUACCAUGCUUUAUUCAUAGGAGUUGUUUCCCGUUUAUAACCGCCUAAUAAACCUCAUAGUUUCAGUAAA